Messenger RNA from Penicillium argentinense, 870 nucleotides. Its product is annotated as nicotinate-nicotinamide nucleotide adenylyltransferase. The transcript has a single exon. Gene Ontology annotation, cellular component: nucleus; cytoplasm. NCBI's taxonomy places the organism in Eukaryota, Fungi, Ascomycota, Eurotiomycetes, Eurotiales, Aspergillaceae. The record is from RefSeq and is a predicted model, not a curated record. The coding region runs from base 1 to 870 and encodes 289 amino acids. Gene Ontology annotation, molecular function: ATP hydrolysis activity; nicotinamide-nucleotide adenylyltransferase activity.
AUGGCGCCCUUCCAGACUCUGCGCACGCAGUAUACAUCGCUUCUCAAGCGAUUUAACGCAUCAUCGCGAGACUUUGAGGUGCUCGCCAGCAUUCCUGAGCGCUCCCCGCCAGCAAAGACGCUCUUCGUGCUGGACUCGUCUUUCAAUCCUCCAACUCGCGCCCACCUCCGCAUUGCCAGUUCCGCCCUACGAGAUCAUCUAAAUCCAAGUUCUCGCCUGCUUCUUCUGCUUGCGACACAAAAUGCCGAUAAACCCACGAAGCCCGCCUCUUUCGAGGAUCGCCUCGCCAUGAUGGAAUUGUUUGCACACGAUUUGCGCACCCACUUGGCAACCAACAGCGCGUCAGAAAGCUCUCAUCUCAACAGAGACCUCCCGACUAUUGAUAUAUGUGUGACCAAAAAGCCUUUUUUCAUCGACAAAGCCACCGCAAUUGAGGAAUCAGGUUGUUAUUCCACUCCGCUGGAGCAGGUCCACCUCACCGGGUACGAUACCCUGAUCCGCAUCUUCGACACUAAGUAUUACCCGCCAGAACAUACGCUGAAGCCCUUGAACUCGCUAUUUUCAAAACAUCGCUUGCGCGUGACAAUGCGGCCAAGUGAUGAUUGGGGAAGUAUGGAAGAUCAACAGGAAUUCCUCCGUGCGCUUGCACGCGGCGAUCGAGAAAGCGAAGAGGGACCGCGGGAAUGGGCCCAGAAGAUCCAGCUCGUCGAAGGCAGGAAAGCCAAUGAGCCUUCUAUCAGCUCUACCCGGGCGCGAGAGGCGAUACAAUCUGCCAUAGAGGACCUGGAGUGGCUUGUUUCAGAGAAUGUGCGGCAGUACUUGCUGUCGGAGAAGCCAUAUAGUGCUCACAGCCCGGGCACUCGAAUCUAG